Thamnophis sirtalis is the source of this 811-nucleotide messenger RNA. It is a transcript of the gene CPLANE2, whose product is annotated as ciliogenesis and planar polarity effector complex subunit 2. The record is from RefSeq and is a predicted model, not a curated record. Gene Ontology annotation, molecular function: GTPase activity; GTP binding. NCBI's taxonomy places the organism in Eukaryota, Metazoa, Chordata, Lepidosauria, Squamata, Natricidae.
CGCAGCGUGGGCCGGCCGGAUCCCUCGCAGGGCGGGGAUGAUCGUCCGCCCGGGAUCCGUGGUUGACCCGGACUGGCACAGCACGGAGGAAGGCAGAGCUUACUCGGGCGCCCUCUUGCGCCGGGCGCAGCGCCGAUCCUUCGGACUGAUCGAGAGACCAGUGGUGGCUCCGCAGGCGGCUGCCGACGUAGCCGGUUACAAGGUCUUCGUAUCCGGCAAGAGCGGCGUGGGAAAAACCGCUUUGGUGGCCAAGUUGGCCGGUCUGGAGGUGCCCCUGGUGCAUCAUGAGACCACAGGGAUCCAGACCAGCCUUGUCUACUGGCCGGCAAAACUACGAGAGAGCGGCAAGGUGCUCUUUUUCAAGUUCUCCUUCUGGGACUGUGGCGAAGCCAUGCUGAGAAAGUUUGACCACAUUUUACCCGCCUGCAAAGAGAAAGCGGACGCCGUCCUCUUCUUGUUCUCCUUCACGGAUCGCGCGUCCUUUCUCGACCUCCCUCACCAAAUCUCUCGCGUGACAGACGGAACGAGGCACAUGGUCCGAAUGGUUGUGGGCACCAAGUUUGACCAGUUUGCCCACACGGAUGUGACCGAAUCAGACAUGGCAUCUUUCUCCCACACCUGGGGUUUGCCGGUCUUGCGGACAAAGAGUGUCGGCGAGCGGCACUCGGACGGAUACGCCGGCCUAGCUGAGGUGGCCCAUCUCUUGAACAGGCUCGCCGAACAUCUCUGGAGGCAGGACCAGGUGGCGGCCGGCCUAGUUUCUGGAGAGGAGAGCCCUACCAUACCGCAAGCACUGGCUUCAUGAAAUCCU